This is a messenger RNA of Solea solea (common sole), 960 nucleotides long. Its product is annotated as olfactory receptor 52E8-like. NCBI's taxonomy places the organism in Eukaryota, Metazoa, Chordata, Actinopteri, Pleuronectiformes, Soleidae. The record is from RefSeq and is a predicted model, not a curated record. The transcript has a single exon. Gene Ontology annotation, biological process: G protein-coupled receptor signaling pathway. Gene Ontology annotation, molecular function: G protein-coupled receptor activity; olfactory receptor activity. Gene Ontology annotation, cellular component: membrane. Bases 1 to 960 code for a protein of 319 amino acids.
AUGAUGUUCACUAAUGUAACCAGGAUAAAAGAUUUCUUCAUUGUUGGAUUUCCCGGGCUUUCACCAGACUACUAUAUACCCGUGUCAGUCGUGCUUUUCAUUCUCUACUUGGUGAUAGUGGGAGGAAACAUUUUUAUUUUAGUGUUUGUCAAAUGUGAAAGUUCUCUUCACAAACCCACGUAUCUGAUCUUCUGCCACCUCGCUAUGACAGACUUAGCGUUUGGGACCGCGACUCUUCCGAAGAUCAUUUCAAAAUACUGGUUCGACGACAGCGUCAUUUCGUUUUACGGCUGCUUCGUGCAAAUGUAUUUCGUCCACUUUCUUGGAGCGGCUCAUUCGUUCAUCCUGAUGGUGAUGGCGCUCGAUCGCUCCAUUGCCGUUUGGGCUCCGUUGCGUUACACGGCAGUUUUCAGCAACACCACAGUCUCUGUGCUGUGCGGAGUAUCGUGGAUUCUGCCAUUAUCAUGGAUGGUGGGUAUAGUUGUUGAUGCUCUGACGUUGCCUUUUUGCAAUUCCAAUAUGAUUCUUCAAUGCUACUGCGACCACAUCGCAAUCACACGACUUGGGUGUGAGAAUGUGAGAGAAGUUGAGGUUGUUGCGGUCGCUGGGGCCAUGUUCUUUCUGUUGGUGCCUCUGGGCUUCAUCCUGUUCUCUUACUUUAUCAUCAUUGUGGCUGUUAUUCGUAUUUCCAACUCCGAGGGUCGUAUGAAGACUCUGUCCACCUGCACGCCGCAGCUCCUCAUCACCUUCAUCUAUUACAUGCCGAGGUGCUUUGUGUACCUGGCGAACAUUGUUGGAUUCAGGUUCAGCAUUCCGGUUCGCAUUAUCAUUGUCAUGCUGUACAGCCUGUUACCUGCCGCCAUCAACCCCAUAAUAUACUGUUUCAAAACCAGGGAUAUCAAGGAAAAUCUGAAAAGCAGAUUCCUUGUCAGGAAAAUUAACACAAGCUCAAAGACGUGA